UCGACUAUACACUGAGGUAGCAAUAUGGCUGUGAACUCUGUAGAUGGACGUGGGGUCCAGGUGGAUGUACGAGAACUCUUCAGUUUAUUGGAAUCCAAUCAACUAAAAACUGUGGAUGAAAUCACAGAGGAGAUUCAGCAGCACCUGAGUUCUGUGAAGGAGGCAUGGUUGAUGAACAGUUUAGUGGACUACUACUAUAUAGCUCAGACUGACCGGGUCAUUGAUAUACUCACCUCUGUCCGAGAACCUCAUGACAAGCAUCUUGUAGAAAAAUUAACAGAUGGGCUCAAAAGUGAAAAGCAUCAACUUCUGGCUAUGAAACUGCUCCUCCAUGUUGUGUGUAAACAACCCAUGUGGGUCCACAAGUUGAUUAAGCCACCCAUUUUUCCAGCACUCAUCAAAUGCCUGAAGACAGAUACCGACAUUCCCCUGCUGAUGACCGGUGUGAUGGUCAUCACUAUCUUACUUCCUGCUAUUCCUUCACUUGUCGGAAAACAUCUUCCAGAUAUAUUUGACAUUUUUGGUCAUCUUAUCAAUUUCAAUGUCAAAAAGCCAAGUUCUCCCAAGGAGGGUAAUGUACCUGACAUAUUCCUAUUACACUUACAAGUAGCCCUCUAUGGACUUUUCCAUCGCUUGUAUGGCAUGUUUCCAUACACUUUUCUGACAUUCCUCAGACACCAAUACAGCAAAAAGGAAAACGCCACCGUGUACGAAGAGGCCAUCAAACCAAUGCUUGAGAGAGUGCGUCUUCAUCCCCAUCUCAUCAAUGGCACAAGAGAAAAAGAAAUGGAUGCAAAGCGAUGGAAAUCUUUGGAGGAUCAUGAUGUGAUUGUCCAGUGUGCCAAAAUGUCCCUGGAUCAGAUUGAGGGUACUUGGGAGGAGAUGUCCUGUCCUGUUGCCUCCUCCCCAUACAAGGCAGCACUGACUGCUGAGGACAGAAGCAGGAGGAAAUCUUCUGUGGAUGGGAGAAAGCCAAGAAGUUCAGUGUCUUCCCCUCCACAGCUGAGCCCCAAUGUGACCUCACAGGAUUUAGCCUCCAUUUGGAGCCCCUCUUUGUCUGUGGGUCUUUCUACCCCUCCACCCUCACAGCGGACCACCCCGGCCACCAGUGUGUUAGAAAGCAGCUUGACAAGUCUGUACCAAGCACAACAAGGAACCAGUGCCAACACCUCUACAACUGCUACUCCAAGAGCAACACCCCCAAUUUCAGCAGAGGAAGAGAAGAGCAAAGGAAGGUUGAAAGCUCAUAGAGAAAUGAAGAAGCUCAGUCUAUCAAGCAAAUCUCUCCCUGGGUCAGUGGAGGGUAAAACUAGUUCCUCCAGUGUUCCUCCCUCCCCUCUCAGGGCGGAGUUUACCACAGAACCACCCAGAGGAAUCUUCAAGUCCCUCCCUGUUAAACAGGCAGCCAGGGAACUUCAGUUUGAUGUGGGAUCAGCCAGAAGGAAUAUGAAUACACCAGAACAGGUAUCAGAGAACAUCCAAGACAGUCCAUUACCUGGGGAGGGAUUAUUGAAGGACAUCGAGGCAGAUAGGUCAGACCUCAUGGAGUCCUAUUCCAGAGAUGCCAUUAUGAAAACACAGGCUAUUGAAGAGGACACUGAUGACCAGGAGGUGUCUGAUCUCACUAAGAACCCGGUUCCUCCCAUGUUCCAGACGGCAGAGUCUGUGGCUAAAUUCAUGCGGAGUGUCAACAGGAUCCGAUUCAAUAGCAUGACAAACGAGGUCGAAUCAAUCCUAGCCCAGGAAAAGCACAGCAGCAAGAAAAGUUUUUCUAGAUCAUGUCCAAAUCUUCACAAGAUGCCAGUCACAGAGGAAGAAGCAGAUGACCAUCUGUCAAGGUCAGUCUCCACGACCUUCAGGCAGUCUUCAGAGUCUGAUCAGUCAAAGGUCAGUGAGGUGAAGGACAUAAGGGCAAGAAGAACAUCUACACCCAGUGCAGUCCCUGAUACAUCUAAAUCCACCAACGUGACUAUAAACCUGUCAUCCCAUGUAGUCAACAACAUUACGUAUCAAAGGAAGGACUCUCUAGGAAAGGAAAAGGACAGUGAUUUGAUGAGUGUGUUGAAGUCUGUCCUGGUCCCUGCCAAGGUCGCGGUGUGUCAGAGGUGCAGUGUCCAGUGUCUCACCACAGGUUCUCCCAGUAAAUCAGACGAAGACCUGCCUACCCCAAUAUUUGAAACCUACUCACCCCCAGAGCUACUGGACCGACACCUGCAGUUGGGUGGAAAUAUCCAUGCCAAACAGCUAAGUAGGAUUCCCCUCACAAACCAGGACUCAAUCAACUGGACACAUUUUGGAGGUAUGCCUCCUGCAGAUGAAGUGAACAUUCUGCGUGGACAAAUCAUUAUGAUGAAGAAUCAAAUUUUAUAUGAAAGAAAUAAAAGAGAACUCCAUGCAAAAAGGAAUCGGCGUCUCCUUCGUAAAAUCACAACAGCUAAUGCACUGGAGGAGCAAACAAAAGCACAGAAGGAGCAAAUCAAGAUUCUUGAGACAGAGAUCCAGAAUUUAAGGUUGUCUAUGAAAAUCCUGCAGGAAGAAAAUCGCAGGCUGAAACAGACCAAUGAAAGUAAUGAGUAUGAAACUCAGGUUAAACUUAGGGCUUGCUUGAAUGAGUUGGAUGAGCUUAGACUAGCCAAAACAGAGAUGAACACAUUGUUGAUAAAACAGAGGGAGGACCAGGAUGCGCUUAAAGCUAAACUGCAAAGCACAGAAGCUCAGCUAUUUCAAGAGCAGAGAGUUAAUCAACAUCUGAAGGAACAAGUCCAGAUGACACAGAGGUUGAAGGAACAGGUGCUGCAGUUGCACAAGGAACUGUUAUUGAUGGGAGAACUUCAGGGCAAAUAUGAGACCAAACUCAGUGUCAUCCGGAACAGUCACCAUGCCAAGCCGGAACAAGAGACUAUGAUCGGCACACUGAGGGCAGAAAAUACAGCUCUUAGGGAGAAAAUGAAAUCAAACACCCUGAAUCUGGAAGGCUUUGGGAAGAGAGUCCAGGAGUUGGAGGGAAAUGUUCAAAAUAAGCAAAUGACUAUUGAAGAAUUACAAAGACAAUUACAUUAUGCCAAAAUUUGUCAACAGGAUGAAAUCAAGGCUGUGGAGGAUAAAUACAGCAGUAUUUGUAGCAUUAACCAAAGACUGGAGGGGCAUAUCAUGUCACUGUAUGCACAGAUAGACCAACUGCAGCAACCAAAACAGGCCAAAAUUGCCAUACCACAACCCCCAAAUGUAUCAGAUGAUAGUGCACCUAGAGAGAGAACAGGAUCAGUACCCACCAAGCCCCCUAGUGUCAAACCUCCCUUAACAAAGAUGAGCAGUGUCCCCUUAGGAUGUGGACUGGCAGGUCCCCCACCUACAGGUGUCAGGACUGGUCAGGAGGCAUCAAAGUCACCCCAUUCAGACACAGGAAAAUAUAGGUCAGAUGUAACACGAGCACAGCUGAGUGGACGGACUGAACGGUCAGAGGAUACUGCUUCUGUUUCCUCCACUGAAUCGAUGAGUUCCUCUGGAGUAAGGCGGGGGAAUAUACUUCAUAGUGACGGGGAGGAAAAGUCACAGUCUUCUAAAGACAGUGGUUACAAUAAAUGAGUGCCAUGUGUUGUAGAUUUUAUGAUUUUCUUUAAAUGAAAUUAGUGUACUGUGUAAGAUUUUGUAAUGUUAAACAUGCUGUCUUUUAUCAAAAAUUAUUUUAAAAUUGUUGAAUAGUACUGAAAACAGAUGUUUAUUAGCUUGCAAGAAAUCAUGAGCUUUGCAUCCUACUUUCAAUCAGAAUUAUUUCCUGCAGCAAAUCUUCUACUUGUGAAUAAAUGUCAAAUGAUGCAUCAAUCCCAGAAAAUUACUGUAAAUUAUAUAUUUAGCGAUAUUUAUUGGAAAUUAAUUUUACAAGAUGGCGUAGAUUUGAUUUAGCGCUUUCUGAACAUGCUUAUGAUAAUAUAACAUGGAAGACAUUCAGUGACAUACAUGUACAUGUAUUUGAUUUAGCAGAAACUGCCUUCUGCUAAAGGUGCUAAAUAAAAUACACCACCAAAUGUAAUGUUUACGGUUAAGUAGUUGCAGAUGGAAUUCAAAUUGAUGAAUCAUGAACAAAAGUGUUGGUUUACAAUAUAUUAAGAUACCUGUUAAAUCUGAAUUUUUAAUUUGUGAUAUAGAGCACUUGUAAAUGAAAUGAGAUUUUGUGUAAUUGUACUUGCUAUAUGUUUUAUGUUGUGUAAGUAUGAAUGCCCGUGUGCUUCAUUACAAGUAUUGCCCAUCAUUGUGUGUGUGCUGUGAACAGUUUAUGAUGAUUUGGGGGUUCUGUCCCCAGUUUAUUAUAUAUCCAGUGAGAUGCUGUACUUGGGUACAUCACACAAUUUUACAUAAUGUAAAGAUAGUGAUUUAAAUUUUUGGUUUUUUACUUUUACAGAGUCACUAGUUUAAGAGUCCAUAGUCAAUUAAAUGUUAUUGAUAGUUUUUAGAAAUGUGAACAUUUAUACAGACCAGGGGAUUGACCCUCCAUCUCAUAUUAAUUCAGAGAUGUGACCAGGAAGAGAAGUGUAUAGAUUUUUGAAAUAUAUAAAGUCAAUGACAUUGA
Messenger RNA from Saccostrea echinata, 4567 nucleotides. Its product is annotated as hamartin-like. Gene Ontology annotation, biological process: negative regulation of TOR signaling; regulation of cell cycle; negative regulation of cell population proliferation. The transcript is spliced from 22 exons. The record is from RefSeq and is a predicted model, not a curated record. NCBI's taxonomy places the organism in Eukaryota, Metazoa, Mollusca, Bivalvia, Ostreida, Ostreidae. The coding region runs from base 25 to 3585 and encodes 1186 amino acids. Gene Ontology annotation, cellular component: TSC1-TSC2 complex.